Olea europaea var. sylvestris is the source of this 794-nucleotide messenger RNA. Its product is annotated as salicylate carboxymethyltransferase-like. The record is from RefSeq and is a predicted model, not a curated record. NCBI's taxonomy places the organism in Eukaryota, Viridiplantae, Streptophyta, Magnoliopsida, Lamiales, Oleaceae. Gene Ontology annotation, molecular function: S-adenosylmethionine-dependent methyltransferase activity. The transcript has 2 exons. The coding region runs from base 59 to 580 and encodes 173 amino acids. Gene Ontology annotation, biological process: methylation.
UUGAGCAAAUCAAUUCACAACAAAAUUAGUGAGUUUUAGUUAUAUAUAGAGAGAAAGUAUGGACGUAAGUAAUGUGCUCCACAUGAAUGGAGGAUUUGGAGAUAACAGUUACGCGAGCAACUCAAUAAUUCAGCAAAAAGUAAUAUCCAUGACUAAGGCAAUAACAGAAGAAGCAGUUACUGGAGUAUAUGGAAACAUGUUCCUCAAGACUAUAUGCAUAGCAGAUCUUGGCUGUUCUUCUGGGCCAAAUACUUUCAUUGUGGUAACUGAGGUUAUGAAAGCAGUGGACAAAAUAAGAAGAAAAUUUGGUCGUCAAUCAUCGCCAGAAUUUCAAAUAUACUUGAACGAUCUUCCUGGAAAUGAUUUUAACUCCAUUUUUCGGUCCUUACCACGGUUUCGUGAAGAAUUAAAAGAGGAACUGGGUUCUGAAUUCGGACAAUGCUUUUUCACUGGGGUGCCUGGUUCAUUCUAUAGCAGGCUUUUUCCUACUGAAAGUCUACAUUUUGUUCAUUCUUCCUACAGUCUUAUGUGGCUAUCUCAAGUAAUUAAACUUCUUGACCCUUUAUUGAGAAUUACAUAGUUAUUAUGUUUUUAACAUGCUCAUGUAAAAUUUAUUAUUUCACUAAAGUCUUAAACAUGCUCAAUUUUUUAUAAAUAAAUAGUGACAAAAUUGAAUGCACUAUGUGUCCUCUCAUCCACAUAUUUGAACAUCAUAUAAAACCAAAUUGCAUAUUAGAUUUAGUUAUUGUCAAAAGCAUGACAUAUGCACAAGUUUAACGAGUGAUGGAAAGUUU